This is a messenger RNA of Gasterosteus aculeatus aculeatus (three-spined stickleback), 4024 nucleotides long. It is a transcript of the gene slc71a2a, whose product is annotated as solute carrier family 71 member 2a. NCBI's taxonomy places the organism in Eukaryota, Metazoa, Chordata, Actinopteri, Perciformes, Gasterosteidae. Gene Ontology annotation, molecular function: transmembrane transporter activity. Gene Ontology annotation, cellular component: membrane. The record is from RefSeq and is a predicted model, not a curated record. Gene Ontology annotation, biological process: transmembrane transport.
AUCCGAAGCGAGACGCCGUGAACAGCGACGCCAUCUCAGCGCCGCCAACGUCCCCGUUACCACCGUCAGCUCGGUCCAGCCUCGCCGGGGCCACUCAACCAGGAACGCUGGAAGCACCCGGAGAACCGCGCAUAUCUACGCGGCAUGGAUGCUUCGUGACCCGCGGCAGGUGUGAAGAGAUGCCGGGGGAGCAGCCGGCGGGAACCGGACGGGUGGUGCUCGUCAAGAAGAUCAUCAUGAAGGAUGAAGCUGCGCUCCAGCAGGGCAUCGGCAGGCCCAGUGUGUACCACGCCGUGGUGGUGAUCUUCCUGGAGUUCUUCGCUUGGGGAUUACUCACCACUCCCAUGCUCACUGUUUUACAUGAGACCUUUCCCCAGCACACGUUCCUGAUGAACGGCCUCAUUCAGGGCGUGAAGGGUCUGCUGUCCUUCAUGUCUGCUCCUCUGAUCGGCGCGUUGUCGGACGUGUGGGGCCGGCGGACCUUCCUCCUGGUCACCGUCUUCUUCACCUGCGCUCCGAUCCCGCUGAUGAGGCUCAGCCCCUGGUGGUACUUCGCCAUGAUCUCCAUGUCCGGAGCUUUCUCCGUCACCUUCUCCGUGAUCUUCGCCUACGUGGCCGAUGUGACGGACGAAAGAGAGCGGAGCACAGCCUACGGUCUGGUGUCAGCUACUUUCGCGGCCAGCCUGGUGACGAGUCCGGCCAUCGGGGCCUACCUGUCGGCCUGGUACGGAGACAACCUGGUGGUGCUGGUGGCCACGCUGGUGGCCCUGGCCGACAUCUGCUUCAUCCUACUGGCCGUGCCCGAGUCUCUGCCAGACAAGAUGAGGCUCAACACCUGGGGGGCGCCCAUAUCCUGGGAGCAGGCCGAUCCCUUCACUUCUCUGAGGAAAGUGGGUCAGGACCCGACGGUCCUCCUGAUCUGCAUAACCGUGUUCCUGUCCUACCUGCCGGAGGCCGGCCAGUACUCCAGCUUCUUCCUCUACCUGAGACAGAUCAUAAAUUUCUCCUCCACAACCAUCGCUGUGUUUAUUGGAGUGGUGGGGAUUCUGUCCAUCGUUGCCCAGACUCUGGUCCUCACGCUGCUGAUGAGGACUCUGGGUAAUAAAAACACCGUUCUGUUGGGUUUGGGCUUCCAGAUCCUUCAGCUAGCCUGGUACGGCUUAGGAUCAGAGCCAUGGAUGAUGUGGGCAGCUGGUGCUGUAGCAGCAAUGUCCUCUAUCACCUUCCCGGCUGUCUCUGCUCUGGUGUCACAGUCUGCUGAUUCCGAUAAACAAGGUGUGGUCCAGGGGAUGAUCACAGGGAUCCGGGGUCUGUGUAACGGUCUUGGUCCAGCUUUGUAUGGAUUCAUCUUCUUCCUCUUCAAUGUGGAGCUCAACACCCUGGACCCCAUCCAGGGAGAAUUCAACGUGGACCCCCUUCCUGUGCAAAGUCCCGCUGAGCGAGGCCUCAUACCCGGCCCGCCGUUCCUGUUGGGGGCGUGCAGCGUAGUCGUGGCCUUUGUUGUCGCACUCUUCAUCCCUGAGAAACCGCCGCGCUCCUCCUCGGCCUCCCAGCUGUCCCUCGGCGACAAGCCCCAGCUGGACAGCAAGGAGUCCAUGUCCUCGCUGGCCGGCGUCCACAUCAACACGCCCCUCCCGGGCAGCGACGAGGAGGCUCCGCCCGCCGCCAGCGACGGGGACUUUGAGCCGCUGCUGCACGACAGCGUCGUUUGACGGAGGGCGGGGCCUCCAUCGCAGCUCCACUGAUUGACACAUUUUCUUUGCUGCAGGGCAGAACUUAGUGUACUUUAUUUUUUGUCAGAAGAUGCGAUUGGCAGCAGGAAAGCUCCAAUGGCUGUUGUUUUCAGAGUCAGGGGGCGGUGCUACUUCAACUACCAGGAGCAGAGGAUGUAACAUCUUGUGAGCAACCAAUGAGGACGUUUCUCUUACAAGAGGACGGGAGCUCAGAUCUGCGAAUAAGAUGUCGCCCUCCAACUUGACAGAGAACACCAAGGCGAGGAUUCGACGGGGAGCCGCAGCGGCCCCCGCCGCUUGGAGGGGGAGGGGCCGGCCGCGGGGGUGGCCAGGUUUGGGAUACGCCCCCAUGUGAUGGGGGAAAAAUGAGUAUUCUAGGUUCUAGCGGAAGAGUUAUUGUUCAUCUUUAAGCUUGAAGUAGUUGAUUGUUUUGAUUUUUAAUGAUAAAGAAGAAAAGGUGUUUUUUUAUCCUCAGCUGUAUUAUUUUAAUGCUACGGCUCAUUUCUCAUCGGUUAUUGUAAAAAAUGGAACAUGUCUGCUACGUAUUUAUAGCAGCCGAAAACAUCAGCAUUUGUUUAUACUCUUUAUUUUAUUUUUAUUUAUAUUUUAAGUGUACAGUAUCUUCAGCCCAACGAGCCCGAGCUUCUUGUCGCUCUACCUCAGAUCACUCAACCUGCAUUUACUCAUCUAGCAUCACCUUUGGUUUGAUAUCACAGUCACUUUAUCAACGCUGCUGGAGGACCUGUCAGCUCCAGCUGUGUGAACAUCAGCAGUGUCCAUAACCACAGAUGGGCAACGGUGUGUCGCUCUAUUCUUGAUUUCUAAUUUCUGAUUUGAAAAUAAAAUCGGAAAUUUGGAAGCAAAGACACUUUUUCAGAUUGGUCAAACAAUAGCUGCUUUUUUUUAAACAGAUGUUCUGUAUUGGUGCUAAUUGGACAACACGUGGUACAUUUUUGAAUAGUUAAUGACAAUUCUUCACCAACGGAUUCUUCUCUUUUUUGGUGACAACGAAAAGGAUAAUUUAGAGUUUGGGACUGAACAAGGAAAGUAAUAUUUGGCUUUUGGAAAUACAUGGACGUGUUUCACUAUUUUCUCAUUAGUCACAGCCCUGGUAAAGAACUUACUUCUUAACAAACGGAGUUCGAGCCUUUUGUUAAACCCAAGCGACUAGUUUUGUUGCCAUCGCCACGUAACCAGCCGGCAGUCGAUAGAUUUGGAGGCACUGAGACGCAACGUUGCUCUACUACUUUGUUCCAGUGUCACCACGUGAAGUUUGCACAACGUGCAGACGCUGGAGGAUUGUCAAACCGCAGCCUGCUGGUUAUCUUGCACAUCACUCAUCUUUCAUGACGUCCUGCUACCAGAAUGUAGGGAUUUAGAGAUUUUAGAAUCUAGAGAUACCGCUGAGCUGACAGCGAGGCGCCAUCAAUCUGGCCCAAAAUGAGUCCCCGCAUGGUUCGGACAGCUGAUCGGGUGCUGAGGGGGAGGUGAGGUCACUAGUUGCACACGUGAGGUUUGUCCCCCGACAGCAGUGAUCCUCCGGCGGUGAACUUGCACACGAAGCUUCACAGAGGAUUCAGGGAGAAAUGCAGAAAGAACCGACACCGAGCGCACGCAGUUAUUUACUUUAUUAGCUUGAAAUGUAAAUGCACAUGUGAAUGAUAUUAUAUGGUUUAUGUAUAAAUGGAUCGGCGUAUUUGUUGUGGUUGAUAUGAGGGUUGUCAGUCCUGCAGCUCAUUGGCACUGAGGCAGAAAGAGUUGGGGGUUCAAUUCUCCAGGACUAAAAUAUAAGUAACUUAUUUUUUUCAUACCGGAGUAUGUUUACAUGCACACUGAGACACAAGUUCUCGCUUUAGUUUGAUGUAUUUUUAAAACACGAUGAUGAAGAAACAAAGAGAAACUGGUUGUUAUUCAAGAAAUAUUCAUAUUACCGGUAUUUUAAAAUGAAAUAUUAGAUACAUAUUCUCCAAUCUAAGCUCAUUGCAUCAUGCAUUAAUGUAAUAUUCCCAUAAUGACCACAAAUACAGUUAAUCCUGAUGCUCUUUUACUAGUGAACCACUUUGUUUGUAAACCAGGAUGAGCUUCCUUCAGAUGAGAUGUGAUGAUUGUACCAGCAAAUAGUCCAGAGGGUGUUAGUGUGCAUGUGAACACUUGUAGGUGUUUAACUGAGUUAUUUCAGCCUCAGUGAGACUGUUUCAACAGUGUAAAUAUUGUACAUGGAUUAAAUGUUUGUUGGAAAUUAAAAGAGAACAACACUUGACAUCUGCUUGACAAGUGCUUUUGAAAAGAAA